AUGUCCAGUCAAGGGCAAAAAACGUUCAAGAUCCUGUGCCGCACCAAUGAGGACUACUGCAUCACCGUCCGCUGGGAUGACGACGGGGGCAUCGCGGUCGUCAUGGCGCCAACAAACCCCCGCGACCAGCAGCAGCACUGGUACAAGGACACGAGGUUCAGCUCUACGGAGGACGAGGACGGGUUCCCGGCGUUCGCGCUCGUCAACAAGGCCACCGGGUUCGCCAUCAAGCACUCGUCUGGGCAGUCUGAGCCCGUAACUCUGGUGCCGUACAAGUACGACCCAGAGGCGGUGGACGAAUCGGUGCUGUGGACGGAGAGCGACGAUGUGGGCGACGGCUUCCGCUGCAUCCGCAUGAUCAACAACAUCCACCUCAACUUCGACGCGUUGGAUGGCGUGACGGAACUCCAGGACGGCACCCCCAUCGUGCUGUGGGAGUGGCUCGAGGGGGCGAACCAGUCCUGGAUGAUCCUGCCGUGGGGCACCGACGGUGGCCUCCAUCCUGCGCUGUCCUCUGAGUGCACCAUGCGCAUCUUCUGCAGCGCAGGCGAGGAGUACAGCAUCGCCGCAAGGGACGGCGCGGUGUGCCUCGCGCCUGCGGACCCCAACGACGACCUGCAGCACUGGGUGAAGGACAUGAGGCACGGUGAAGACAUCAAGGAUGAGUAUGAGCAGCCUGCGUUUGCCCUGGUGAACAAGGCCACCGGUGAAGCCAUCCAGCAUUCCCUGGAAAAGGGCCACCCUGUUCGCCUUGCGGCAUACGACCCGGACUGCCCGGACGAGUCGGUGAUGUGGAGGGAGAGCGAGGACGUCGGCGACGACUUCCACUGCAUCCGCAUGGCGAGCAACAUCCAGCUCAACUUCGACGCCGUCCAUGGCGGCGACGACGAGAGCGUGGUGCAGGACGGCACCACCAUCCUCCUGUUUGACUGGGUUGAGGGAGACAACCAGCGCUGGAGGAUCGUUCCCUGGUGUGAGUAA
Messenger RNA from Triticum aestivum (bread wheat), 981 nucleotides. Its product is annotated as ricin B-like lectin R40C1. Lineage: Eukaryota; Viridiplantae; Streptophyta; Magnoliopsida; Poales; Poaceae. Bases 1 to 981 code for a protein of 326 amino acids. The record is from RefSeq and is a predicted model, not a curated record. The transcript has 5 exons.